Molecule: messenger RNA, 1035 nt
Organism: Cuscuta europaea
Lineage: Eukaryota; Viridiplantae; Streptophyta; Magnoliopsida; Solanales; Convolvulaceae
Source: the annotation of a GenBank genome assembly
CGGGUCGGUAUCGGUUCGGUUCGGAUUUUAUGCCCACCCCUAAAAAUUGCUCAAAGUGAAGAAGGGAAGAACAUCCUCUCCUCUUUCGACCUAUCGUCGAGGUCGUCCUUGAUUGAUCAACAUAGGGAAUAGGGUGGGAAAUGGGUUGCUCCUCUUCGGUUCCAGAUAGGAGUUUGGGACAGAAGGGAAGUCUUAAUCCUGACAAUGGUGCGACGAAUGACCCUAAGAAUCUUCGAGUGAAGCUGGUACUAUUGGGUGAUUCUGGUGUCGGAAAGAGUUGCAUUGUUCUACGUUUUGUUCGUGGUCAAUUUGAUCCAACAUCAAAGGUUACUAUUGGGGCUUCUUUCCUUUCUCAGACAAUAGCCCUACAGGAUUCAACAACAGUUAAGUUUGAGAUUUGGGAUACUGCUGGUCAAGAGAGGUAUGCAGCAUUAGCACCACUUUACUACAGGGGUGCUGCUGUUGCUGUUGUUGCGUAUGAUAUUACCAAUCAUGACUCAUUCAUUAAAGCACAAUAUUGGAUCAAGGAAUUAAAGAAGCACGGAAGCCCAGAUAUAAUCAUGGCUCUCGUGGGUAACAAAGCUGACCUCAAAGAAAAACAAGAAGUAUCUGAACAAAGUGCAAAAGAGUACGCUGAAACGAAUAACAUGUUCUUCAUUGAAACUUCUGCUAAAACAGCAGAUAAUAUAAACCAGUUGUUUGAGGAGAUUGCAAAGAGGUUGCCACGCCCUUCUGUCUCUUGAUUGUCAAGCACUUGAAAGGCAACAGUUUGCUAUAGAUAGAUAUGUCUGUAAUAUUAUGUAAAUAAGAGUCCCAGCAUCUUCAUACAUGUGAGAUUAAUUUCUACUGUGCUGAGGUGUAGGCACCACUAAUCUACUAUAGUUUGGAAUAUUCUGAUGGAGGCGUACUUGAAAAUUGAAAUGCCCAUUUAUGUAUUUUCUAAUUAUCUCGUGUAUUUUGGAGAGUAUUUGAAAUUUCUAUUUUCUUUCAAAAAAAUCAUACUAUGUUGAUUUGUGAAUUGUGAUAAGAAAAUCC